Molecule: messenger RNA, 2172 nt
Organism: Thunnus maccoyii (southern bluefin tuna)
Lineage: Eukaryota; Metazoa; Chordata; Actinopteri; Scombriformes; Scombridae
Gene: tm6sf2b
Product: transmembrane 6 superfamily member 2b
Exons: 11
Coding region: 944-2089 (381 amino acids)
Biological process (GO): lipid homeostasis; regulation of lipid metabolic process
Cellular component (GO): endoplasmic reticulum membrane; endoplasmic reticulum-Golgi intermediate compartment membrane
Source: RefSeq, a predicted model, not a curated record
GAAAACAACAAGUUUUUUUUAGUUUUCUCAAAAAAAGUGCAUUUUUCAGAUAGGAGGUUUUGUUCUUCGGCCAUCGAUAUCAAAGACACCUCCUUUCCCAUACAAUGAAUGAAUGAAUGAGUGAAUGAAUGAAUGAAUGAAUGAAUGAAUGAAUGUGAAUGAGCUUUGUAGAGGAAGCAAAAAUGUAUUUGUUACAAAACUCACACUGGUCAGUUUCAAAUAUGGAAAAGUGACCAAUCUGUUUUUGUUGGGCUUUUUUGGACCAACCGAAAUUUUAAAAAUGUCUUUUGAUAUGAGACCAUUUUCAUAGAUUUCAUGUCAGGAAGUUUCCACUUUUGCCGAAUGGAAGAAUCAGAUGAAGAAAGAGGAAAAAAAGAGAUCAGUUGCUAAGACAACUUCAGCCACUGACCCCCAAAAGAUAUUGUAGAACUGUCACAUCCAUAACAUUGUUAGUAUUUAUAAUGUAUGUAUGUUCACCAAAAUUGAACACAUUACACAACUCCUCUCCAACAGUCUGCAGUUUGUGACUAUCUUGCUCUACCCUGAUGAAGGUAAGAUAGCCAAAAACCUUUGGAGUGAGAAGUGUGGUAUGGAAAAGAAUUAAAAGAGUUGCACAAUCCAGCCAGCAAACAAUGCACAGUGCACACGUUUCAUAAAACACUACAUUAAGUAGUCUGUGGAGCACAAAUCAGUAUAUGUUGAAAGUGUGGUGCUGUAUAAAGUGGAAUGUCGGCCUAUUCUCUAAUACGACUUAUGUAAAUCUCUGACAAAACCAAAUUGCAUAACUUUUCCCCCAAAAGCUUCUUUGUCUCCAGUUCAUUAUUUUCUCAGUAAAGGCCAUGUCUGCCUCAGGCCAGCUGUAAUUUGAUUAAUCCACAGAAAGGGUAGCCAGACGCAGUGCUGUGGAUUCUGCAGAGAGACGGAUCGAACAGCUUUUGAAGAGAUGGAGACUUUAGUUUUUUUGUUUUCAUUUUCUGCCCUUGGCAUUCUUUAUGCCAUGAACACCAUCCCUGAAUUUCAAGAGCCUUAUGUGAUCCUGGAGAUUGGCGUUGCUGUUUUGGUGGUUGUGUUUCUGUUCUACUUCCUCAUCACUCGUGGCAACCCACCCAAAGACGUCUUAUUCUUUGUUUUUGCUGAAUUUUCCUUUACUUGUGUCAUUGACCUGGUGAGUGCCUUGGAGUACGAUGGCAUUAUCUCUGGCUUUAUGGAAUUCUAUCAGAAGACGGGUGAGCCUUACCUGGGGACAGCCUAUGCCAUCAUGAUGUGUUACUGGGAUGGAAUAGCACACUUUAUCAUGUACCUGGCGAUGAUCAGCAGGAUAACAGACAGGAAAGCUUACCGUACGCUGGGCUUGUUCUGGGCUGGCUCUUUGUGUGCCAACAUGAGUGUGUUUAUUGCCGGGAUAGUGGCAGGUAAAUAUGGGUCAGAGAUCCGUCCAGCCUUCUGGCUCAACUUCCUCUUCCUUUUGAUGCCUGUACUGGGAGCAGUCACACUGUUCACAAGGCCCAAGGACAGACCACUAAUCGGUGGAUACAAUGCUAUGCAUGUUCAGACCAUGAAGCUGAUCUGGCGCCCCAUGGAUCUGAUCCUGGUGGUGCUCCUGUUAGCUGCCAUGGCCUUCACCAUCCUCAGAGGCUUGGUGGCUCUGGAUUCUCCACUAGAAGCCUGUUCUGUCUACUUGAAGCAUUAUGAACCCUACCUGAAGGAUCCCGUGGGCUACCCCAGAGUUAUGAUGCUGCACUUGUUCUUCUAUGGACUACCCCUGAUGGGUGCGUUUGUUUACGGUCUCCUCAAACCCGGGUGCACCUGGAUGUCAGACUGGACCAUGUUCUUAGCUGGAGCCAUGAUCCAGUGCCAGUGGGCCCACAUCGGGGGGUCCCUCCAUCCCCGUACCACAGCUCCAUAUCGUAUCCCAAAUGAGGCUUUCUGGUGCGUGUUGACAGCUAACUUGCUCUACGCGGCCACUCCCAUCCUGGUGGCCUUGCGGGUUCACAGUAACCCCUAUUUCUUCCUGAAGAUCGCCCCCUUUCCUGGGCAGACAGGUUUGCCAAACAGUGAGGAGAAAGAUACCAAGUACAAAGAGAAAUAGUCAUUCUUAAUUUUCCCUGACCUUUGAAUUGAAUUACUUAUCAGAUGAUUCAUGAAAAAUGUGCCAAAAUACAAAUUAUUUUA